This is a messenger RNA of Vigna angularis (adzuki bean), 1598 nucleotides long. Its product is annotated as CBS domain-containing protein CBSX5. Bases 119 to 1288 code for a protein of 389 amino acids. NCBI's taxonomy places the organism in Eukaryota, Viridiplantae, Streptophyta, Magnoliopsida, Fabales, Fabaceae. The record is from RefSeq and is a predicted model, not a curated record. The transcript has 2 exons.
UCUGGUUCUGGGUCAGAAGACAGAAGCAAGUCUCUCUCUCGAGAAUUCUGAAUCUUGAAAGUUUCUCCCCCUCUUUCUCUCACUUCCCCUUUCUCUUCCUCGGCUGAUUUAAUUGUGUAUGGCAGCUAGAUUGUCGAGGCAUGAGUUAUCCGACCUCUGUCUUGGGAAACCGCCACUCAGGUCUCUCUCCGUCGACGACACCGUAGCCGACGCCCUCGCCGCCCUAAAAAAGAUCGACGACAACUACGUUUCCGUCUGGAACUGCCAUCACUCCUUCAUUAGGAAACCACAACCAAAGCACCAAACCACUAUUUCCAAAUGCACCACCUGCACCUGCAUCGGUAAGGUUUGCAUGGUCGACAUCAUCUGCUUCCUCUCCAAACCCCAAAACCUCUCCUCCCCUUCCGCCGCCCUCAAUUCCCCCAUCUCCGCCAUCCUCCACCAAACCUCCUCUCUCCUCGUCCGCCACCUUCCACCCACUGCCAGUUUGGCCGAGGCUAUAGAUGUUAUGCAUGAAGGGGUGCACAACCUGGUGAUACCAAUACAGAAUCAGUUCGAAGUUUUUGACUCCAACUUGCGGCACGCUGACAAAACCACCUACUGUUGGCUCACCCAAGAGGACAUCUUCCGGUAUCUCCUCAACUCAAUCGGUGUGUUUUCCCCAACAGCGGCUAGCCCCAUCAACACCUUAGGCGCCAUCGACACGCAAAACCUCUUUGCAGUGUGCUACAAUGACCCUGCGUCCUCUGUUUUGGACCUCUUGUCCCUGUCCCUCAUAUACCAAAGCUCCGUCGCCAUUGUUGACCCCAAUGGCAAGUUCGUUGGCGAAAUCUCGCCAUUUGUGCUCAACUCCUGCGAUGAGGCCGUUGUGCCUGCCAUGGCAACGCUCUCUGCCGGCGACUUCACUUCUUACAUUGACUGUGGCGGCCCACCGGAGGACUUGGUGCAGUUGGUGAAGGAGAGGGUGGAAGACAAGAACCUCUCAGAGUUGCUCCCUGACGAAACAGGUCUUUGUUCAUGGUCUUCUUUUUCUUCUAGUUGUUCCUCCGACGAAGAUUCUUGCUCCGGGAAGAAUUGGAAGCUUGGAGGGUACUCUGGGAGGGUGGGGAGAAGGUCUGAAGCGAUGGUGUGUUACCGGUGGAGUUCUCUGGUGGCGGUGAUGAUUCAGGCUCUGGCUCAUCGUGUAAGCUACGUGUGGGUUGUGGAAGAAGAUGGAACCUUGACUGGCAUUGUUACUUUCCAAGCAAUGUUGAAAGUUUUCAGAGAGCACCUUAAAUUCAUGUGCUAACAUUCACUACGUUCAUAGAUGAUGAUGCAAAUAACACUGUUGUAUUACUUCAGCUAAUUUGUUUUUAUAAAUAAAAAGCAAGAAUCAAACAUAAACUAGGUAGCAGGAAUCUGUGUUUAUUCACAGAAAGAUUGAUACAAAGAGAUGUUACUUAUAUAAUAUUUGUACAACAAUUUAUAUAGCCACCAGAGAAAGGGAGAAAAUAGAGAGAUCAGAGAUUUAAUCUAUAUCGUGAGAGAGAGAGAGGGGAGAAUGAUAUUUGUAUAAACUAUUAACUGAUCACAUCUAAAUCAAUUUUGCUAAUUGUUUA